CAAACUCGACCCAACCACCUAGUUGAUGGCAGAGUUAAAUCCGAAAAACAUAAAAGUGGGAGGGAGUAGAAAGUAUGGAUCUCAGAGGCGGGUUGUUCAAUCCGUGGACUGGUCAACAGCUUUUUAAUAACGGACAAUUUCCUCCCAGCCAAUUUCAGGCACGACAAUAUACCUCCCCAUAUGCGACUCACCAGCAGCCUCCCCAGAUUCCUCUCACUAGCUCCGGAUUCCAGGGUCCCUUAGGCGUUGGAUAUGUCUCAAGCGGUCCAGUAAUUCAUGAAGGAUUCAUUCCCGCCCCAGGCCAUGAGGAUGACGAUGAAGAUGAAGCGCCGUACCCCUCUCUACCGGCCGGAUACCGAAAAUCUCUCUUCCACAGGUAUAAUCUGGGGAGCGAUGAUGAGGAUGAUAGUGAUGAGGAGCGACGGUUGGCGGAAGACGAGGAGCGACUUCUACGACAAAUUGCCGAUAAGGAGGAUCUCCAGGAAGAGGCAGAUCCUGAUUUUGACGUAGAAGAUGUGGAAGAAGUCGACGAUUUGGAAGAAGAAUUGCUGACUGAGGAAGAAUUUGAUGAAGAGCUAGAUGGGGAGGAGGAAGAGGACAAGGAGGAGACUCGGCGCCCCCGGUCCACUGGCAGAGGAAACAAAGCAAGUCGGGAAAGGGGAAGAGCUAGAGCUGCUGACCCCGGACCGCAGUUCAAGGAACUGCAGCAGAAAGCCAAUGAAGCAUUUCUUCGCCAAGACUUUCUGGACGCUAUUGACUAUGCGAACAAGGCUGUCCAGAUGAAUCCUGAAAUUUUCACAGCUCAUAAUCUUCUCUCGGAGAUAUACAUGGCAAUGGCCGAAGAACAGAAGGCUGUGGAAGCUCUCAUUGUCGGAGCUCCUACCAAGCGGGACAAGUCUCUUUGGUUUCACAUCAUCGACCGAGUCCAAGACAUGGACACUAAGAAAUACCCCCUAUUUACCCCAGAGAACAAGACGGCUAUUAUCCUUGACUGCUUGCGAUCGAUACUUAUCCUCGAUGCGAAUGACUAUGAGGCACGUAGCCAGAAGCUAAAGAUCGAGACAGAGUUGGGACACGUAUCUAGGGUAAUUACACUCUGCCGAAAAAUGCUCACGAUACGACCAUACGAUAUCGACGUGCUCAAGCAAAUGGCGAGAAUGGGCGUAUCCUCGCCAAAGCAGACCCAACUUUUUCUUAAAAGGAUGAUCCAUUCCUUUGAUACAUCUAUAGCUUACUUCAUUGCGAACGAUAAGCCAUCAGAUAGCAAUCUUGAUUGGUCUUUACUCAAUCUCUAUUUAGACCUAUUAGAUCGUGCAGGAGACCCUGCGCAUUCCCUCAAACGUCUGAAAACACUCUCACGAUGGAUUCAAGGCAGAAAGGAUGAAACCUAUUGGGACAACCAAGAUGAUGACCGCGAGUUUGAUGUCAACGAUAGGCCAAGAAGAGUUACUGUCCCUGAGUUUGGCACUAGCACUAAAGCUAGAUACGGGAAGACACUGCCAUUUGAGCUCAGGAUCAAGAUGGGUGAAUUCCGGCUACGACUACAACCUCCUGAUAUCAAUGAGGCCAUGCAACAUUUUGAGAUGCUCGAGCCCGAAGACGAUGGCUAUAAUACUAAGGUCAUGGAUUACGGUGAUCUUUUCCGCGACGCGGCUGAUGCGCUUCACGCUGCUGGCUACGACGCGGAAGCGUUACGGUUCUACGAGCCGUUGUAUAACAAAAACCCAGAUGAGAUGAUAGUGAAGACUUAUGCGGGUCUCCACUCAUGUUAUCAAAACUUGGGAAACCUAAGCAAAGCCGAAGAGAUCACCGCUAUCUUGCUAGAUUGGGAAACUGAAAACUUGGAGGACUUGACGACACUGGCGAAAUUUUUUGAAGAUAACAACAUGGAUGACGAGGCAUUGCGGCGAGCGGAAUUCGUUUACCUGAAUGGCGGAUCCCGGUUACUGCGAGAUAUCGGAUUCCUCGGCUAUGUUGACAUGCAGGAUCGUUUCGUGCGCGAAAAGAGACGAAGGCCUCGGAAGAAAUACAAACCAAGGAGGAAGACUCGCGUGGAGUCGCUCUUUAAGAAUCUGAAGAAUCUUGCUAUGGGCCUAGGGGAGCCAACAAAUAAUAAGCAAUCCUCGUUUACGCCCACCACCCAUCAGCGGCCGAGGGAAGGCCUAUUUCGCGCUAGGAAAUCAGCUACGGUUCACCGACUCCAAACCUUUCUACCACCCGAGAAACCGACCUUUAAGGGUACAGACGUACGUCUCGACUCUACUGACCAGAGAAAGUUUCAAAAAAAGUUGGACAGACUGGCAAGUGAUUUCACAGAGGACUUGAAGGCAACAAGGGCACAACAUCGAGAGAUUGUGGCCAGUUUCGAACGCCUGGAGCACUUAACCGAGGCCGCAGACGAAGGGGAUAAGGAAUCUAGCCUUGAGUGGAUGUCGAUAGCGCGAGAGCUCAUGGAGGAAUUCUUCACCUUUGACCUUUUCUAUACAGGCAAGCGGCGCGAGGCCUUCCAGGGUUACUUUAGAAAACUUCGGGACGGUGAUCUCUGGAGAGACUCUGCUUUGAUGGUCCUCGCAGUAGCGGCAAACAAAAUUGAAGAUGGUGAAGAAAGCCCGGAGAUCAAACAAUACCCAAGUGUCAUCCCGGAAGACUUCUACGGAGUGCAUUUUCAUAUGUGGCUCGACGUGAUUUGCCAGUAUGCGGUAUUGUGUGCACGACAGGGCGACUGCGACCGCUGCUUUAGUACUAUCGACAUGGCCUUCCAGGCUAAUGUCUUUUAUAGACACGAAACGUAUAGCCUGCGGCUCCAAAUGUGUCGCAUUGGCUGUGCUGUUGCACUCGAGGACUCUAAGCAAUCGUCCAUUGCUGUUCGUUGGCUCAUGAAAACAUUUACCUUUGGCAACGAUCCGUUCCGGCUCUACAGUACAGUGAACCGUCUCUGCCCAGUCCAUGACGGGUUCAACACAGACGCAACACUCAAAGCGUUCUUGAGAUAUGUAAAGGCAAUGGAUCAUGCGAUCAUGACACCGGAGCAACGAGACGGGUACAACUUUGAUAACAAGAACGACCGUAGUACCCGCUGGAUGACCGAGUACGUCCUAACUGAGGGAACAGAAAACAUUAAAGAGCAUGAUCCUGUCAUUUUAACCGCAUACGCACAUGUGCUCAUGAGCGGAGGAUCGUAUGUCGCUGCGCUGAACUACUAUUUCCGUGCCCUUGCUAUCUCGCCCGAAGACCCGGUUUUGAAUCUUUGUAUUGGACUGGCGUAUAUUCAGCACGGCAUGAAACGGCUUUCUGAGAAUAGACAGUUUCAGAUCCAACAGGGACUCGCAUUCACUCACCGGUACUACACACUUCGCACCAGAGAUGACAUUGCGUUGCAUAUCUCGGAAGCAGAGUUCAAUGUGGGAAGAGUGUGGCAUGCAUUGGGCUUGACGAGUCUUGCGCUGCCGGCUUAUGAGCGUUGCAUUGCACUUAGCGUGCGGGUAAGGAACGAAGAGAAUACCGACCUGGAGCGUAGUUUUGUCGAGAACUUCGAGACCGAGGCAGCAUUUGCCAUUCAAUCGAUCCUAGCUAUGGCAGGUGACUUUGAAGGAGCGAGGGUGGUGACGGAGGCGGUGCUCGUUAUGGAAUAAAUGUUCCUCUUGCUAACUAAAAAGCAAUCCCAGUGUUGGAAACUGUAUCUCGAACGGCAUGAUAUUUUCCGUACAGAUGGCAACAGGAAAACACGGAUGACACAGUUGUAUUCCCUACAUAGGUUAGAGGGAUUAUGACGAGGUGCGCGGACUGUAUCCAAUACAUAUUUGUGGUGCAAUGGGAGACCUUGAAGUGUUGAGACUAUAUUGAUAAGGGAGAUACCAUAUUGCACCGCUGUCUAUUCAUGAAGAGGUGGUCAAAGGCUGAUAUUUUAGAGGGGUUGAAGCGCGGAGACCUGCAC
Molecule: messenger RNA, 3934 nt
Organism: Lindgomyces ingoldianus
Lineage: Eukaryota; Fungi; Ascomycota; Dothideomycetes; Pleosporales; Lindgomycetaceae
Product: TPR-like protein
Exons: 3
Coding region: 75-3632 (1185 amino acids)
Biological process (GO): transcription by RNA polymerase III
Cellular component (GO): transcription factor TFIIIC complex
Molecular function (GO): protein binding
Source: RefSeq, a predicted model, not a curated record